GUUAACCCUGAUUGCUUAAUAGCUGCGGGUUAUUUGUGAUCUGAUUGCUGUUUUGACCAUGCAUAAGCCUCAUGGUGGUGGAAAAAAAACACUACUCUUGUGCUUCUAAACUGUAUCUGAGUGACUACGUAGGAGGUCUUACACAUGAAGACCUUGAACCAUGCCAAGGAGUAGAAGCUGAUAGCAUGGCUGGGACCCAGAGAGGUUUAAUCCUGAGCUUAGUAAAGUUGAAGUAUCCGCAGUAGAGGUCAGCACUCCAGAAGAAAUGUUUGUGGAGAAUGGGACAGAUGCAAAGCUUCCAUGCACAUUUACAUCUGUGGAAGUGAUCAGCAGCGCCGCAUCUGUUUCUUGGAGUUUUCAACCAGAGGGAGCAGCAACUCGUAUCUCAUUUUUCUAUUACUUUAAUGGAAGGUCGUAUCCUGGAAAGGACUUACCAUUUAAAGACAGGAUCACUUGGACUGGAGACCUUAACAAGAAAGAUGCUUCUAUCAGUAUAUCAAACAUGCAGUUCCGGGACAACGGCACUUACAUUUGUGAUGUCAAGAAUCCACCUGAUAUUGUUGUCAAACCAGGAGAAAUCCGAGUGAGAGUUGUGGAGAAAGACAGCCUGCCUGCGUUCCCCAUUGCCAUGGUGGCAGGGAUAGUCAUCGGUACGGUUACAGGUCUCACACCGCUCAUCUCUAUUGUCGUGUGUCUUGUCAUCAGAAAGAACAACUCUAAAAAACGUUACUCUGGCAGUGAACUUGCCAGUGCAUUGACUAGAGCACAGGAAAUUCAGAGUUCUUUCCAUGACAGAAGGAAAACACGCUCUCUCUGCGGUACAUCUGAGAGCUUGAUGUCACCGGUUAAGCAGGCUCCGCAGAAGUCACCCUCCGACACAGAGGGUCUGGUAAACAGCGUACCCGCCAGAUCACACCAGGGCCCAGUCAUUUACGCGCAGCUAGAUCACUCCGGAGGACAGCACAGCGACAAGAUUAACAAGUCAGAGUCUGUGGUCUAUGCUGAUAUUCGGAAGAACUGAAAUGAGAUCCUAACCUAUCCAAUGCAAAACACGCAUUCAGACUGGAAUUGCUUAAACAAAAUUUGACCCAGAGAACUCACAUGUGGCCUUUGAUGCCUAGGCUAGGACCAAUGCAUGUGCAUACAGAGGGAAAGAUAUAUAUGAAUUGUGUGUAAAUAGUCUAUUUAAUCGUACAGAAGUGAGACCAAUGUUGCAUGUUGAAAUGCGGUAAGAAUUCUGCUUAUAAAUUGCCAAUAUUCUUUUUGUAUCUUGUAUGACGAGAGAGAAAGUGGAAAUUCACAUCACAGUUUUUAAAUAUUUUUAUCUUGAUUAUUAACGGAGAAACUGGAAGAUAACUAAGAUUUUAGGUUGACCUCAAGAUUUUUUUUUUUUUUUUGUUCAUGGGGCCUAUUUUUUGUUGUUGUUGUUGUUGAGGUGAAUAUAAAGGUAACUUUCACAGGGUAUUCAUGUUUCCUUGGUCAGAUUCUCAGUACAAGCUGCCUUCUUGCAUGAGGUAGACAUUCUCACUUGGUUUUGUAAGCCACAUUGUGACUCCUUGUUAUCAGAAACGGUUAUCUUACCACUGCAAGUGAAGGAAAUGUUUAGGCCUACCUGACCUGUGUAACACAGGUCGCAGAAUUGUUUACUUCUGUAUCGAGCCCAUAUAUUCAAGCCCAGUCCUUUAAGGUACAGGGAUGGUGCUGACCUAAUGACUUUUGUGAAAUUGUAGUUUACCUGUGAAAACUGAAGAGCUAGUGAGCUAGAAGGAUAAGAAACAGUAACUCUAGGUGGUUGAAAAGUUCACUGAAAGUCUGAGGCAAUGAAAUGUUUCUUCCUCAUAGCUGUGUCACUUCAUAUAAGCACAACAAAAUGGGCUCCAAGGGCUCUGGAAGUUGUAGUAUUCCCUCAUCUCCCCCUUGUCACUCCAUUAUACCUUUGUCACUUCCUAAGAGAUGCUUUAUCAGUUCUCAAAAGCCUCUAAAUGGAGGCUGAAUGACCUCUGGAAGAAAUUUAGAGCUUC
This is a messenger RNA of Anas platyrhynchos (mallard), 2021 nucleotides long. RefSeq names its product myelin protein zero like 1 (gene MPZL1). Gene Ontology annotation, cellular component: focal adhesion; plasma membrane; cell surface. The record is from RefSeq and is a predicted model, not a curated record. NCBI's taxonomy places the organism in Eukaryota, Metazoa, Chordata, Aves, Anseriformes, Anatidae.